CCCGUUUUAUUUUACCGGAAAACAAUAAAAGCAGAGAAGUCUCAGUAAAGUCGGCGGCACAACCAAACUUGCAGGCCACGCCGGCGCGCCUUCGCUGGUCGACAAAGGAAGAAGGUAGAAGCAAUUACUCCCGCGGUGUUGAAGGAGAUAAAGAAGCAGCUGGUGUGAUGGAUGAAUCAUUCACAGUUCAGAUCAGCAGCAACUUAGUUAAAAAACUUCUCAAUAAUGGUGAGGUGGUAAAGAAGAAAACUAGGAGGCCCACACCAAAAAUUCCCAAAGAACCACAAUCGAAACCGCUUCCUGAUGAUUCCGAGGCACUCAGAGGCCCUUCUUCAACUGCAUGGCCGAUUCAGCCUCCUUUUUACGUGCCACCACCACCUCCUUCACAUAAAACUCCAAAUCCAGAGUUAGAGGCCAUUCGAUCUGUCCUUCACGAGAGUGAGAAAGUCGUGGAGAGGUUGCAUAAGCAGGAGGAGAACAUGUUACAGGAGGUCACUGAAAGAGCAAAAGAUCUUCAUGACAAAGAGUUCAAGCUUCCGAACAGCAAGCCCAUGCCUUGCCUUGACGAGAAGGAUGCAUGUUUGAAUUGCUACAAGGAACAUAUCAAGGACCCUCUAAAAUGUGCCCAAUUGGUCAAAGAUUUCGCAGAUUGUGCUCGCACAGCUAGGCAGCAAGCCGGUCAUAGCAACUAGCUUCUCAGCACCAAAUAUUCAGCAGCCAUAAAAUAUUUUAUGGUCCAUGUUUCCUUGGACAUGCCUUGAAACAGUUGAGUACUCAUUCGUGAGUGGAGAAUGCAAGGUUUCGAUGAGUUGUGACUGGUGGAAAUUCAUACCCAGGAGCCAUGUUUUAAGUUAUGGAUGACUCCUAUGUUUCCAUGGUUGUUGUUUUCUAAUGAUUCAUAACUGUGUGGUCUUGUUAGGUAAUCUUGGAAGAGUGACUCAUCCAUUUACUGAAAUUACCAGAAAACUUCGAAUAAGUUCAUCACCAUGUUUUCCUUCA
Molecule: messenger RNA, 999 nt
Organism: Salvia splendens (bonfire salvia)
Lineage: Eukaryota; Viridiplantae; Streptophyta; Magnoliopsida; Lamiales; Lamiaceae
Exons: 2
Coding region: 168-692 (174 amino acids)
Source: RefSeq, a predicted model, not a curated record